Molecule: messenger RNA, 1396 nt
Organism: Drosophila rhopaloa
Lineage: Eukaryota; Metazoa; Arthropoda; Insecta; Diptera; Drosophilidae
Gene: Nthl1
Product: endonuclease III-like protein 1
Exons: 4
Coding region: 8-1261 (417 amino acids)
Biological process (GO): nucleotide-excision repair; base-excision repair, AP site formation; base-excision repair
Cellular component (GO): nucleus
Molecular function (GO): DNA-(apurinic or apyrimidinic site) endonuclease activity; DNA binding; oxidized pyrimidine nucleobase lesion DNA N-glycosylase activity
Source: RefSeq, a predicted model, not a curated record
CAAACAUAUGAAAACAAGAAGCGCACAAUUUAUAUUAAAUAUGGCAAAAAAUGUGAAGAAACUAACGUUGGCCAACAAAUUAGCAAAAAGAGGAGAUGUCAUUAAACCUACAGAGAUAAUUAGCAGACAAAAUCGGGCGGAUAAUGUUCGGGAUAUUGAGGACCUUGUGGGUGUAUCACCCGCUGAACCAGGAUCUAGUAACUCAAUAUUCUUCUCCCCCAUUCAAACUCGGAAACAGCGUCACUUAAAUGGUGAACUCCUGAAAAAAACGAACAUUAAAAUGGAACCCCUGUCCCCAACUCGAGUUCCAACCAAAAAAACUAGAAAGGAAGAUCAGUUGGUAACCAAAAUUCAAGUGGGAUCGGCAACGGUGGUUAAAUGUAAACUGGUUCACGAUCCUGUUGAUUCUCCUAUAAGAAUUGAUAAGAUCAAAAAAGAAUUGGAGCCACAAAUAAAGCAGGAACCUUUUAUACAUGAGAGUCUAGCUGGUCUUAACAAUAUUAAAAAAGAACUGGAUCAACAAGUAGAAGCAUCUUUGUACCCAGAAGUAGAAUCACCGCAUCAUUUAUGGUAUAAUCACCUGGAAAACAUACGCAUCAUGAGAAACUCAAAGUCUGCUCCCGUGGACACAAUGGGAUGUCAUCGAUGUGCAGAUUCCAAAGCAGAUGCAAAGACCCAACGCUUCCAGAACUUAGUAGCCCUUAUGCUGUCCAGCCAAACUAAGGAUCAAACCACCUAUGAGGCCAUGAAUCGUCUUAAAGAGCAAACUCUUACUCCACUGAAAUUAAAGGAAAUGCCAAUAACGGAUUUGGAGAACUUACUUCAUCCUGUGUCCUUUUAUAAGAACAAAGCCAAAUACCUCAAGCAAACUGUGGAUAUACUUAUGGAAAAAUAUGAUUCGGAUAUUCCGGAUAAUCCCAAGGAACUUAUAGCUCUUCCCGGAGUUGGUCCCAAGAUGGCUCACAUAUGUAUGGCAGUGGCGUGGAAUAAAGUCACAGGAAUUGGAGUGGAUGUCCAUGUACAUCGCCUUUCGAAUAGAUUGGGUUGGAUUCCGAAACCCACAAAGGAACCCGAACAAACCCGAAUCGCAUUGGAGAAGUGGUUGCCAUAUAGUCUCUGGUCAGAGGUUAAUCACCUAUUUGUGGGAUUCGGACAAACCAUUUGUACCCCAGUGAAACCAAAAUGUGGAGAAUGCUUAAACAAGGAUAUUUGUCCUUCAGCUUAUGCCGAAUCAAAACCAAAAAGAAAGAGUGACCGGUAGAAAGGAAUAUUACUCGAAUUAACUCCUAAAAAAUCAAAACUUUAUAAAAUUUCAAGUAUUAUCCGAACAAAGAAAGAUACUGUCACAAAAAGGCUAGAAGUCCAAAGAAUCACUGCAUUCAGAAAAGCCUAAUUA